AUGUUCACGGAUGCUCCAGAGUCACCCACCCAACUAGAUGAUGUUGUGUACACAAAUUUGAAAGAAGAAGCCAACGCAGCCAAGGGACAAGUGGAUUUCCUGAACUCCGUCAUAGUAGAACUUCAGAGCAAGAACCAGGAGCUAAUGCACAGACUUUCAGUGAUGGAGGAUUCUGGAAUUCACACCAAUGGGGAAUUCAGUGAACCUGUCGAGACACCGACACGCAGCAGAGCACCACCACGCCUAUUCUGUGACAUCUGUGACGUGUUUGACCUCCAUGACACAGAGGACUGUCCUCAGCAAGCCAUGUCCAGCAGUCCUGAGCCCAGCCGUCACCAUGGUGACCCCAAAAACACACGACCCUACUGCAACAUCUGUGAAGUUUUUGGACACUCGACAGAACAGUGCGAUGAUGAGCAAACAUUUUAA
This is a messenger RNA of Candidula unifasciata, 429 nucleotides long. The record is from the annotation of a GenBank genome assembly. NCBI's taxonomy places the organism in Eukaryota, Metazoa, Mollusca, Gastropoda, Stylommatophora, Geomitridae.